CUUAGCAGGGAAGUCUGGUACUGGCUCUGUUACAGUUCUGCUGAAACUCACACAUUGGGACUGAUUGUUUCUCUGUUUCAGCUGCGGGCUCGUUUGAUGAUGAGUGUCAUUGCAGUCCAGUCUGUGAAAAUGGUGACAGCCAACAUGUUGCUGAGGGUCUUCUUUGUUUCAGGUGCUCUGGCUGAUUGUCCUCACAAUCCAUCCCUAUUCAUUACUGCACCAAAGAACAUGGAAGCACUGAGUGGAUCUUGUCUGAUAAUCCCAUGUAACUUUAGUACUAAACCAGAUCAGGAAUUCAACAGCGUAAGAACCUUUGGAGUGUGGAUUAAAAAUGACUCCAGAUUUAAGAACAAUAGAAAUAAUGUUAUUUUCAACAGUAGUGGGACAGUUACCACCUAUCCAAUGAGUAUUACUGGAGACCUGAGUCAGAAAAACUGCACCACCUUGUUUUCCGGUUUAAUCACAAGUUACACUGACACAUACUUCUUCAGAAUUGAGAACGGGCCAUUUCUGGGAACAGCUUCUUGUGAUCCUCUUCAAAUAACAGUUCAAGAUUCCCCCCCGAGCCCCAGAAUUGAGAUCUCAGGUGAUCUGAAGGAGAAGGAGUCUGUCACUAUAAGCUGCUCAGCUUCCACUCCCUGUCCACACUCCCCUCCUAAACUCACCUGGAAUCUCCAACAAGACCCUCCCAACAACAUAGAGGAGAACACAGAUCGGACCUUCACAACUAAAAUCCAGAAGACCAUCACUCUGUCAGACACACAUGAUGGAUUCACCAUCAGCUGUUCUGCCACAUAUCCUGUGAAUGAAGGAAGAGAAGUCAAGACAGCAGAGGAGAGAAAGACUCUCAGUGUUUCAUAUAACUCCGAUAGCUCUCUACUGUGGGCUUCAACUGUUGGAGGGAUCAUCAUCAUCAUCAUCAUCAUCUGCCUUGCUAGUCAAAGAGGUGAAGAGAUGGAAAUGCCAGCCAGCAAAACAGAAGAAGACAUCCAUUAUGGAGAGAUCAACUUCUCCAAGCAGAGACCUGAACCGUCCUCGGAGCAGGACAGAGGACAGCAGCAGGACACGCUGUAUGCACAGGUCAAAGUGUCCCAGACAGCAAACAGCCGAACACAGACUGCUGACGGCCCAGAGGAUCUCUACGCUCAAGUGAAGAAAAAAUGA
Messenger RNA from Perca flavescens (yellow perch), 1164 nucleotides. Its product is annotated as sialic acid-binding Ig-like lectin 10. Bases 97 to 1164 code for a protein of 355 amino acids. Lineage: Eukaryota; Metazoa; Chordata; Actinopteri; Perciformes; Percidae. The transcript is spliced from 6 exons. The record is from RefSeq and is a predicted model, not a curated record.